AUGCAUGACAAGUUGGCUGAUCGGCUGUUUGUGUGGUAUGACUACUUCUGUUGUCCGCAAGCAAAUGUCGCGCAUCGGCAGUCUGCCAUCGACAGCAUACCGGCCUAUGUGGGUCGCUGUCAGAUCUUUUGUAUCCUCUGUCCUCAUGUUCGGCAUGCGAAUGACAACACGCUCCUGAACAAGCACACCUGGGCGGAACGAGGCUGGUGCAGGCUGGAGAGGGCUGCCCGAGAGCUGAGCUUGCAUCCGGAUUCCAUCGCCACCAUCGAAAUCCACAGCGCCACACACCAGGUCUUGUCGAACACCUUUGAUUGGGUUCGGUGCCCCGUGGGCGAGGGGAGCUUCAGCGAGGAGACAGACCGUGAGCGUGUAGGUGAAGUGUUGUGUGAUAUGAUCAAAGCAAAGUUGCAGCAUUACCUCGACGAAGAAGAUCUGCACAACUAUCGCUUGUUGCUGAACACACAGGCGGUUCACUUCAGGAACCUGUCAGUGAGGAGUGUCGAGAGCCUUCUGCCACACACCUGCUCGGACGAGCAGGACCCGGCAAGCUUUGCUCUCGGACAGUUCCUGGAGCAGAAUGGAUUUGCCAAUGCAGUAGAGCGAAACGAUGUCGGGUGGACGCCAUUGUGCUAUGCAGCCCUUGCAGGUGAUCCUCUAGUCUUGGCAGCGUUGCUUCAGCAGCGAGCAAACGUCAAUGAUGGUAUCGGCCGUCAAGAUCCCAUCUUGCAGUUUGCCGCAGGCACUUCUGUGCUUGACAUUUGCGUGUGUUUGCACCACAACAACGCGGCGCGCAUGCUCAUCGACUUUUCUGCAGAUGUUCAGCAGAAGGAUGGCCUUCGAGCAACGGCGGCUCACUGGGCCUGCGUUGGCAACAAUGUCGAAGGGCUGCAGCUCUUGCGGAUAGCGGGCUGCAGCCUCGGGGACCGCGCGCUCUUCGGCGAGCUCCCGUUCGGCCUUGCCUGUGCCAUGGGCAGCGUGAGAUGCAUCAAGGAGCUCCUUCCCGUCACGGAUCGGCAGGAGCGGAAGAAACGA
This is a messenger RNA of Symbiodinium necroappetens, 1032 nucleotides long. The record is from the annotation of a GenBank genome assembly. Lineage: Eukaryota; Dinophyceae; Suessiales; Symbiodiniaceae.